GUUCGCGGUCGUGGCGCUGCUGAUGCCGCGAGUUCGACCAGUACCAACCUGGCGGGACAAAAGUAUCACUUUUUUAAUAACUGCAGUAACAGUAAACAGUUUCGGCAAAAAAAGUGCGGGUGAUUUUGCUGUAAUUAUUGCCGUGUUGGACAAUACCCAAUGAAGUUUUUUUUAACUGCAAUAUAUCAAAUUGCACAAUUUCAUUCAGAUCGAAAAGUCGAGAAGUGCAGAGAAGGACGUAAGAACGAUAGUGGUAAGUAGCAUAAUGAUUUGCAAACCAGUAGAUAAUCGAUUAAUUUUAAUAACAUAUAUAUUAACCGUUCAUGAUAAAUAAAUAUAACUCAUGCCAUCAAUUAAAGCAUUGUCGUAAAAUGUUACUUAUAAACAGCGAAUUGACCCAAGUUAUACAAUAUCAAGAAGAAUAUCAUCAUCGCACACGAGCGUAUCCAUAUCCUCGCACAUUAUAGGUACAUACACAUAAAAUGUGAAUCAUCCCGCGAUAAAUAUAUAAUAUUAAAUCGCGACAAUGGCGGGAAAAAAGAAAAAAUGAACAAUGACGAGCGCCAAUCGCAAAGAGCUGCGUAAGGUCUGUCCGACUUGUCUAUUCAUGGAUGACGUCAAAACACAUCGCGAUCAGCUCUUCUUUCGGCGAAGCGCAGAGAAUGUAUUUAUAAGAUUUUGUCAUUCCCGCUGUGCGUACCUAUAUAUAUAAACAUACACGUAUGUCUCUCCCCCUCCACUCGAACUUUGAACUCGCUCGGUUAGACUGUUGGAUCUACACCUGGGCCUAGCCGCACAAAAUCGUCGUCAGCACCUGUGCAAAAUUGGUUAAGUACGUACGAACAAAAGCAGCAACAUGAGUUUACAGUGGACGCUGAUUGCCACCUUCCUCUACGCGGAGAUUGCUGUGGUACUCCUCUUGGUUCUGCCGAUAGCCUCGCCACAGAGAUGGCAGAGGUUUUUCAAAUCAAGAUUCUUGCAAAGUCUAUCGGCACAAGCUUCUAUGUACUUUUUGGUUCUGCUGGCGAUACUUGUUCUAUUCCUGUUGGAUGCUAUUCGUGAGAUCAGAAAGUACUCAAGCCAUGAAGUUACUGAGCAUGCACACUCGCACUUGGAUACUGAAAUGCAAGGCAACAUGAGGCUGUUUCGCGCUCAGAGAAACUUCUACAUCUCUGGAUUUGCACUAUUUUUGAGUCUUGUGAUUCGUAGACUGGUUACUCUCAUCUCAGCUCAAGCUACUCUUAUCGCCCAAAGUGAAGCUUCAAUGAAGCAGGCUCAAUCUGCUACAUCAGCAGCAAGAAACCUUCUGCAAAAAUCUGGAGAAAGUGCUCAGAAUGACACAAAUGAAGUACAUGACAAAGCUGUGACUGAGCUGAAGGCUAAAUUGAAGGAGUUAGAGAGUGAACUGGAAAAGGAGAAGAAAGAUAAAGCUGCAGUAAAAUCACAGGCAGAGUCUUUGGCUAAAGAGUAUGACCGAUUAAAUGAAGAGCACUCUAAACUGUUAUCUGCUGGAGGAGACAAGAAGAGCGACUGAACAAUUUCUUCCUUCCAAACAGUACUUUGGAAAUAUCAAGCUUUAUUUACAGGAGAGUUUGUUUUAUAUUGAAUUAAGGUGUUUUACAAUGUUGAAAAGUUUUUUUGUAACAGGUGAUUAAGUUCAGUUGUUAAUUUGAAUCUGAUAAUUAUAUUAAAUUUUGUAUAAAAAUUGUUAUAAAUUUGAGGAGGGCCUAAUGAUUAUAAUCUUUAAUCAAUACUGCUAUUCUCGAAAAUGUGUGCAUUCAUAUUUUCUCUAGAAACAGAAAAAGUUUAUUUGGCCCUCCUUAAUUUUAUCUUAAUUUAUUGAGUUACAAGUUUUUCAUCAACCUAUGAAUAUAGUCUAUCAGUUAAUAGUCUUUUUAAAUCUACCUUUAAAUAAACUUAAAAAUAAAUAAACUUGACACUUACAAUUCAUUACAAAAAAAAAAUUUCAUUUGCUUAUAAUUUUGUUGUCUUAACUAUUGCGUGAUUUACUGUAGUUUUAAAUGAUAUGCUUGGUACAAAACUUAGAAAACUAUAUACAAUGUGUAAAAAUGGUUAAAAAAAAAUUGUGCAAAAAUGCAUUAUAUUUUUGAACAAUCUACGUAAAUAAGGGAAGUUGAAUGAUAUUGUAGGGUGAUUUAAGUUUACUAAACAUAAGAAGUAAAUUUUAUAGGGUAAAUAAAACAUUAAACUAUGUAAUUCAUUUUUCCAUUUGUAAUAUUUUAUUUAAUAAAAAUAUUCUAAGGACCCCGACGAA
Molecule: messenger RNA, 2275 nt
Organism: Nasonia vitripennis (jewel wasp)
Lineage: Eukaryota; Metazoa; Arthropoda; Insecta; Hymenoptera; Pteromalidae
Product: B-cell receptor-associated protein 31
Exons: 4
Coding region: 857-1534 (225 amino acids)
Biological process (GO): endoplasmic reticulum to Golgi vesicle-mediated transport; intracellular protein transport
Cellular component (GO): endoplasmic reticulum; endoplasmic reticulum membrane
Source: RefSeq, a predicted model, not a curated record